This is a messenger RNA of Mesorhabditis spiculigera, 516 nucleotides long. The record is from the annotation of a GenBank genome assembly. NCBI's taxonomy places the organism in Eukaryota, Metazoa, Nematoda, Chromadorea, Rhabditida, Rhabditidae.
AUGUUACAAUAUAUCACAGCUUUGCUUUUUGUCACCUUGGCCGUUGCCAACGUUUACUACGAACCUGAAGGAACCUCUCAAGGUGUUAGUACAGCAAUGAGCUCAACCCGCGUGUUGUACCUAUGCGGAAAUAAUAACAACUACUACUUAUCCAAUUCACCCUGUCAAUCAUCCUACCAGGGCUGUAAUUACAUCUGCAGGACGUCUUCGUGGUGCCAAGGUUUUAACAGAAAUUGGCAGUGCUCCAACAGUUGCUGUAGAAACCGGCAAAAUCCUGGCCCGACUCCAAGACCGACGCCUAGCCCUCAACAGCCAACUUGCGGCGGUCGUGAAACUUCCGGUGGCUUCUGCACCUCUCCAGGUUACAGAUGUCCAAGCGGUUUCACCUGCACAGUGAAUGGUGUCUGCUGCCGUUGCGCCUACGGUACCAGCAUUGGACCCUGUGUAAAUCAGCAGUGCCCCGACAAUUUCCGUUGCAAUACCAACAAUGAGUGCUGCGCAUACCAGAUUGGAAAA